CCGCUAUAGGAAUAUGCCAUGGCGGCUUGGAGCAUAUUCUCCGCCAACGAGAAAAUCAAAAAAGUAAGAAGACCUACAUUGUCUAUCAGUUUGAAAGUAGCAGCGAUUUCUUGUUGGCCGCGAGCUCCUCGCGCGCACGACGCUCACGGCGCGGCACCGGGAUCUAGAGAUUUCCCUCCGGAUUCGCGACCGGCGGCGGGGCUAGGCGAUCGAUUCGAUCUCUUUCAGCUCUUCCGGAUCGGCGGAUCUCGCGCGCGCGCUUGGUGGAGGUCACACGGCACUAGGUAGGGGCGGCGGCGAGAGGAGAGGCGCGGCGCGAUGAUGAAGAACAGCGGCGCGGUCCUGUCGACGACGGCGCUGCUGGUGCUGGGCUACGCGCUGUGCUCGAGCCUCCUGGCGGUGAUCAACAAGUACGCCGUGACCUACUUCCCAUACCCUAGCCUCCUCACGGCGCUCCAGUACCUCACCAGCGCCGGCGGCGUCCACCUCCUGGGCCUGGCCGGCCUCCUCCACCACGACGCCCUCGCCUGGGACACCGUCAAGCGCUUCCUCCCCGCCGCGCUCGUCUUCUACCUCGCCAUCUUCACCAACACGCACCUCCUCAAGCACGCCAACGUCGACACCUUCAUCGUCUUCCGCUCCUCCACGCCGCUGCUCGUCGCCAUCGCCGACACCUUCUUCCGCCGCCAGCAGUUCCCCUCGCGCUACACGCUCGCGGCGCUGCUCGUCAUCCUCGGCGGCGCCAUCGGCUACGUGCUCACCGACUCGGCCUUCUCGGUCACCGCCUACUCGUGGGCCGCCGCCUACCUCGUCACCAUCACCACCGAGAUGGUGUACAUCAAGCAUAUGGUCACCAACCUGGGACUCAACACCUGGGGCUUCGUCUACUACAACAAUCUCCUCUCGCUCGCCAUGGCUCCAUUCUUCUGGAUCGUCACUGGCGAGUACUCGGAGGUGGCCCGGGCGAGUUGGGAGAGCCUGUUCCAGUUCCAGGCCGUCUUCUCGGUGGCGCUCUCGUGCGUUUUUGGCCUGGCCAUCAGCUUCUUCGGCUUCGCGGCCAGGAAGGCCAUCUCGGCCACCGCAUUUACAGUCACCGGGGUGGUGAACAAGCUGCUCACGGUGAUUAUCAACGUGCUCAUCUGGGACAAGCACGCCAGCACCGUCGGGAUCUUGUUCUUGCUGCUCACGAUUGUUGGCGGGGUUUUGUACCAGCAGUCGACGGCCAUGCCGAAGCCGAGUAGCCAGCCAUCCGAGGUGGUGGUGUCCAAGCCGAUGGAGAGUUUGGGGGACAAGGAAGAGGAGGCCGAGGAGGAGGAGGAUGAAGAGGCCGGUUUCCUCAAGAAGUCGUCCGAGUAAGAAAACGUAGUGAGCGAGCGAGCGAGGCGUGGCAAGCUCACACUUUCCUCUCAGGAUUCAGGUACUAGGACUGCGCAUGGCAUAAAUAAUCAAUCAAGGUGGAAGAAACAACUUCAAUUCCAUCACCACCACGAACGACGUGGAGGCAAAAAAGUCUCGCUCGUUGUUGGACUGGAUGAAAUCGAUGCAUCAAAAGCUAAGCUAAGUUCUUUCUCUCCUGAAA
Molecule: messenger RNA, 1579 nt
Organism: Selaginella moellendorffii
Lineage: Eukaryota; Viridiplantae; Streptophyta; Lycopodiopsida; Selaginellales; Selaginellaceae
Product: GDP-fucose transporter 1
Exons: 2
Coding region: 319-1356 (345 amino acids)
Cellular component (GO): Golgi apparatus
Molecular function (GO): antiporter activity; GDP-fucose transmembrane transporter activity
Source: RefSeq, a predicted model, not a curated record